Messenger RNA from Parascedosporium putredinis, 1197 nucleotides. The record is from the annotation of a GenBank genome assembly. NCBI's taxonomy places the organism in Eukaryota, Fungi, Ascomycota, Sordariomycetes, Microascales, Microascaceae.
AUGAAGCAAUUACUGACAUGGCAGAAGCCAACGACCGACCCAUGUCUUCCCGGUCAGAUCGCCGUUCCGGUCGGGCGUCUGGCGCCACGGUUUCCCGGAUCCCCUUCCUCCCCGGACCACCUAAAUCUCAAUAUCAAGGUCUCGUCCAACAAACUGCGCCAAGCCACAGUCGGCCGCGAUGGUGUGAGGACGGAGCAUCAAAUCUCCGUCAACAGCCGUGACAGCUUUUCUGGCGGCGAGAUCCUAUCUGGAAAGCGGACGCGGGGUGCAAGGAAGAAUUAUGUCGUCGAUAGUGAUAGCGAUGAAGACGACGAUGACGCCGAGAUGGAAGAAGAUGACGAAGAGCAAGAUAACGACGAAGAAGACGAUGAUAUGGACGGGGCAGGCGAAGAAGACGCUGACGGAGAGGCUGAUGAAAUGGAGCUUGACGCGGAUGGCGAAGCGGACGACGACUUUGGCGAGGCGGACGUCGACAUGGAUACUAGCAUCACCGUGGGACGCGACCCAGGUCCGAGCGACAUCGAGGAGACCAUCACGUACGGUGAUACGACGCUAGGCGGCGGUGACGACGACGACGAAGACGACGACGAGGACGAAGAAGACGCCGAGGGCGAGGAGGAAAUUGAGGUCGCCGCCGAAGGGGAGGAGGGUCAGGAGGGCGAGGGCGAAGAGGAUGCCGAGGGAGAAGAGGAUGCUGGGGAGCUCGACAGCGACGACGACGCCGGGAGCGAGACUGUCGACCUGACCAAGAUGACGAGGCGGCAGAGGGCGAGAUUCGAAGAUAUACCGACCGAGCAUAUGAAGCUCUCCGACGAGGUCCAGGUGAAAAAGCACUUCACCGCAGAAGAACACGCAAUGCGCCGCGCCGAAAUGGCCCGCCGUCGCCGCAACCUAAGCGAAAAACGCACCGAAGAAGUCAAGAUGGAAACCAUCAACAAGCUCCUCAAGAAACAAGCCCCCAAGACCAACCGCCGCACCAACCCCGCCACCGGCGCCGAAGAGGACAUCGACGCCGAAACUGGCUUGCCCAGGCCCGAUCCCACUUCUUUCCGGUGGGUCAGCGACCGCGCCGGCAGCCGCAUCGCUUUGCCGGGCGAACUGCUCGCCUCGCACGCCGGCGACGUCUUCCGCGCCGGCGACGUCUUCCGCGCCGGCGGCGGCCUGGGAUCCGGCAAGAUGGUGGAAGAGGUGCAGUGA